Molecule: messenger RNA, 1473 nt
Organism: Durio zibethinus
Lineage: Eukaryota; Viridiplantae; Streptophyta; Magnoliopsida; Malvales; Malvaceae
Source: RefSeq, a predicted model, not a curated record
AAACAAAAUUUUGGGUCACAUGUGUAAUUAAGUCUUAAUAGGGACUUGAAACCAGCCAGCAGUUACGUUGCGAUUCAGCGUUUUCCAUUUCUCAGUUUGAAGAACUUAAAGAAACCCAAAAUUAGAGAGAAAAAAGAUGAGACAAUGGAUGAACAUAGCAAAAGAAGCCAUAGCUCGAGCCUCCAUCGUCGUUAAAUUCAUCUGCUUACUCCACGUCACUGACUCCUACCUCCUGUCCUCUAGCCAUGUGUUGGGUCCUAGCAUGCUCCCAACCUUAAACACUACCGGGGAUGUCGUACUAGUCGAACACUUGUCUCACCGGAUAGGCAAACUGGGUUCGGGUGAUUUGGUUCUCGUUCGAUCGCCGCUCGACCCUAAAAAGAGCAUAACUAAGCGCAUUAUAGCCAUGGAAGGUGAUAAAGUUACUUUCUCUGCUAGAAACCACAGUUUUCGUUCUCUUGUGGUUCCAAAGGGACAUGUUUGGAUUCAGGGGGAUAACUUGUAUGUUUCUAGAGAUUCACGGGAAUUCGGGCCUAUACCUUAUGGUCUUGUUCAAGGGAAAGUGUUUUUCAGAGUAUGGCCACCUAAAGGCUUUGGAUCAUUGGGUCAAUGAGAGUAUAAAUUCCAGGUAUAUAGUUUGCUAUCCAUCUCUUUUUAAGAUAUAGACUAGUGCUAACGUUCUGACUCGCAAAUGCAUGAAGGAAAGACUUCUACUCCAAUCUAUUUAUGUGAAUGGUCUUUUCUGUUGCUAGUUUCAAAAUGAUGUUGCUGAUUGUUGUGUAGGAUGAUAAUUUAGUUGCUGAACGGUAUGUUAGCCAUUGCUUUUGCUUUUAAUUCUUUUCGGGAUCAAUAUUUUGUGAACUUAACACUUUGGUUAUGAAAUUUUCCUUUCCUUUCCUUUGUUUGACAGUGAUAUUGCUUCUUCUGUUGGUUGGACCUUAUACUCUCCCCUUGUAUGUGUUUUGACUUGUGAAUUGUUGGAUUACAUGCAACUGUAAUUUGCUGACAAUCGCUUGUUUGCUGCCUGCCAACGCCAAGUUGAAGUUGCUGCCUGACCUGUUAUAGUCUCAUGUUCUUCCAGUUCCAAGGUUUCAAAUAGGUCCUGGCCCUCUUAGGAAUCUGGAGUUCAAUCCUGUUAAUCUGAUUUCUUCAUGGGACCUGUUUUUCUAUUUUCUUAUUAACACCUUAGGUUAAUGUAUCUUUCCAAAUGCAUUCUCACCCAAUACAUGCAUAUAUCCAUUGAACGAAGAUGUCACUGUGGUUUUCUUUUGUGAAUCUACAUACCAUCGAUGCCUAGUUAGCUUGUUGAGAAAUGCAUACCCCCUUUUAAGUAAAAGCAUGCUUCUUCUAGCUGCCAUUGUAUUGGUCCAAGUUUGAUGGAUUCUGAAUGUAUUAUUAAUUUCUGAUUUGAUAUGGCAUUUUAAUGGAUGUCAAGGUUGGCCGAAACAAGCAUAAAAAGAUCAACAUUCCAUG